AUGGCCACGGCCGCCUUCCUCGCCAAGGUCCGCGCCGCGGGCGGCUGGGACAAGUACGUCCACGAACCGCGCGCGGACCUUCUCGCGCUCCGCCAGCAGCUCCCCUCGCUCCGCGAGCGCGGCCGCGCGUCCCCGUCGACCGUGCGCGCGCACGAGCGCCUCUUCCUGAACACGUCCCUGCCCGACGAGAUGGCCCCGUCGUCGAACUGGAACGUGCGCUGCACGCUGGCCUUUUACCCGGCGCUGACGAUCUGCACGAGCCUCGCGACGUCGGCGCCGCUGGCGGCCUACAUCCUGCUGCGCACGGGCAGCAACGUCAAGGUCGGGCUGGCCGUGGGCGCCCAGGGCGUCGCGAACCUGCUGGCGGCGUUCCCGGCCGCGUGGCUCGGGGACCGCUGGUCGCGGCCGAUGGUCAUCCGCGUCGCCGCGGCGCUCGGCGUCGGCGGCAUGUCGGCGCUCGGCGCGAGCGUGCUGUCGCCGGGGCUGGAGCGGCACGCGCGCGUCCAGUACGGCGCCAUCUGCGGCGCGCUCUUGAUUUUGGGCCUCUUCAUGGGCGGCCACUCGUCGUCCGUCGAGGCGCUCUUCGGCGACAGCGUCGAGUCCGGCCGGCGGUCCGCGCUCUACGCGCGCAAGUCCGCGCUCAAGGUCCUGGGCAACGCCGCGGGGCCGCUGGUCUCCAUCGCCGUCUUCGCGUCCCUGGGCGACGAGUGGCGGAAGGGCGAGCUGGAGGUCGUCAUCGCGUGCGGGUGCUGCUUCUUCGUCUUACCGGCCGCGCUCGCGUGCAGCCUCGGCGAGGCGCACACGCUCGGCGGGUCGCUGAGCGAGUCGCUGCUGAGCGGCGGCGGCCGCGAGAGCGAGAGCGCGCCGCGGAAGACGGACCGGGCGACGGAGGUGCGCAUCGCGGCCACGGUCUGCGCGGCGGACGUCGUGUCGAUGCUCGGCAGCGGCAUGACGAUCAAGUUCUUCCCGCUCUUCUUCUGGAAGGAGGUCGGGUUGACGCCCAUCCAGGUGCAGGUCAUCUACGUGUUGGCGCCGUCGGGCAUCGCCGCCUGCUCGCUCGUGGCGCAGCGCGCGUCGCGGCGCUUCGGGCGGGUGCAGACGACGGUCGCGACGAAGCUCGCGGGCAUCUCGCUGCUCGUCGCGAUGAGCCGCGUCGGCGCCGGCGUCGGCGACGGGCCCACGGUCGUCGUCCUGUACCUGCUGCGCACGUGGCUCAUGAACUGCUGCAUGGGCCUCACGCGGUCCGUGCUCAACGACUACGAGCGGGCGCGGUGGAACGCGGCCGAGUCCAUCAACCUGUUCUCGUGGAGCGGGUCCGCGGCGCUGGGCGGGUACCUCAUCGACCGCCACGGCUACCGCGUCACCUUCCUCGUCACGGCGGCGAUCCAGUUCGUCGCGGCGCUCAUCUUGGCGUCCAUCGCGCUCCUCGUGCGGAGCGAGCGGCCGCGCGCGGCCGCGACGUCGCCCGACGACGACGGCGACGAGACCGCGUCGCGGACGUCGAGCGGCGGCUACAGCCUCCUGGAUUUUGACGACACGCUCCGCCUCGACACGCCGCCCCACGAGAUGACCGACGCGCAGAUCGACGAGCUCCUCUCGGCGACGACGAACCUCGUCACGCCCACGAAGCUCCGGCCCGUGUCCGAGGGCGACGAGACCGGCGAGGAGGCGCCGCCGCCGGGGACCCAGUACACGACGCUCUAG
This is a messenger RNA of Aureococcus anophagefferens, 1704 nucleotides long. RefSeq lists its product as hypothetical. Gene Ontology annotation, molecular function: transmembrane transporter activity. Gene Ontology annotation, biological process: transmembrane transport. Bases 1 to 1704 code for a protein of 567 amino acids. The transcript has 4 exons. Lineage: Eukaryota; Pelagophyceae; Pelagomonadales; Pelagomonadaceae. The record is from RefSeq and is a predicted model, not a curated record.